GCAACGGCAUCUGUGGCAUCAACACCACUCCUGCUUUGUACCCAGUGGUAGCUGGCUCGCUCCCCUGUCAGCCCAUCAACCCAUGUGGCAGCGGCAAGUGCAGCAACCGUGCGGGAAAGAGCAAAUGCGUGUGUUCACCUGGGUUUACCACAGCCAAAAAUAUCGAUGGGUCUGAGACAUGCAUUCCAGUCCACGUGUGCGCCAUGUCAGCAGCUAAUCCCUGUCAGGUUGGCACGUGUCUGGAUGACGGGGCAGGCGGCUACAACUGUCUGUGUCCUCCGGGGUUUUUGGCAGACGAGCGACCUGAUGAAACCCCUGUCUGCGUGCCGGGUGUCACUCCGUCAGAGGUCCACGUGGUGCCAGGGCUGACGUGUGACAUUGUGAGGUCGACAUUCGGCAUGUCCGAGGCCAACUUCACUCUGUUCAACCCGAAGCUCAACUGCUCCAGCCUUGCCAUUGGAGACGACAUUUAUGUCAGCAAUGGCACCCUGUGUGCCACUCCCUAUACUGUCACCGCUGAUGACACGUGUGAGAGCAUUGCAGCAGCGUUUAGCAUGAGUCGCUCGGAAUUCCUCAAGCUGAAUGACGACCUGCCGUGUGGGAGGCUAAAGGCCGGGCAACAGGUGUGCGUGGCGCAUGGCACACCAGACAUGCCAGCAUGCCAGGAGUUUGUGACUGUAGCGGAGGGAGACAGCUGCGACACAAUAAUGAGGGCUGCUCGUCCGCCUCUGAGCGCACAGGAGUUCUACACGUUGAACCCAGGGAUCAACUGCAACGUGGGCGAGCAGAUGCUGCUAGGCCAGCAG
Molecule: messenger RNA, 806 nt
Organism: Closterium sp. Yama58-4
Lineage: Eukaryota; Viridiplantae; Streptophyta; Zygnematophyceae; Desmidiales; Closteriaceae
Source: the annotation of a GenBank genome assembly